AUGAUAGAAACAUUAAAAUUGUUACAAAAAUACGAUGAUUUAUUGGAUAAACUAAAUGAUAGUUAUAAAGCUGGUGUAAAUGAUUUAUCACGAUAUAACUUGUGCUGUAAUACCAAUACAGGUCAUCUUAGUAGUAGAGGGUCUACACUUUUUAGCAUAGAAGAGAAGUUUCAUACAGGCUUGAAUUUAAAGCCAGUAAUCAAUGUAUUUUUUAAUAAUGUCGACGAUGAUACUAGAAAUAUCACUACCGAGGGAGCAGUUAAUGAAACAUUGGAUGCUAAGUCAGCAUGUACUAGUAGUGGUAGUGCUGAAACAAAUAAUAAAUCAGGAAAACUGGUAUAUAAAGAAGAUGAUUGUGGCGGUAAAGAUACCAAUAAGAUUAGAAAAAAUCUUGAUAAUAAAGAUGAGUGGGUGGAAAUUCAAAAAGACAGUAUAGUCUUUGAACAACAGCAAGAACAAGUUAAUGAAAAUAAUACCAAUAUGAUUCAUAGACGCGGCAAAAGUAAGCCUAAAGUAAAAUCAGCACAAAAAGAUGAUGAAAAAGAUGCUGAAAAGGAUGACAAUGCUGAAAAGGAUGGCGAUGACGAAAAGGAUGACGAUGACGAAAAGAAAAAAGCAAAAAAUGAACGUUUGAAGGAAAAGCUAGAUAUUAGCACAGAAAAUGAUAACACAAGGAAAAACUACGAUAAACAAAGAUAUUUAGCAUAUAAAGAGAAGAUGGAACGUGAUCCAAUUCUAAUAUAUCAGAUGUCCAUAUUUAACAGCAUUGGUACUAGUACCAACAGUGGCAGUCUAAAGAGCUGUCAAUCAAAUUUCAGAGAAGUUGUAAAAAUUGCUAUCGAGUUGGUUAAUACUAGGAAUGACAUAUAUAGUGAGUUAGAUAAAAAAAAAUAA
Molecule: messenger RNA, 894 nt
Organism: Saccharomycodes ludwigii
Lineage: Eukaryota; Fungi; Ascomycota; Saccharomycetes; Saccharomycodales; Saccharomycodaceae
Exons: 1
Coding region: 1-894 (297 amino acids)
Source: RefSeq, a predicted model, not a curated record